Messenger RNA from Zophobas morio, 1101 nucleotides. Its product is annotated as zinc finger protein 711-like. Gene Ontology annotation, biological process: regulation of transcription by RNA polymerase II. The coding region runs from base 1 to 1101 and encodes 366 amino acids. The transcript has a single exon. The record is from RefSeq and is a predicted model, not a curated record. Gene Ontology annotation, molecular function: RNA polymerase II transcription regulatory region sequence-specific DNA binding; DNA-binding transcription factor activity, RNA polymerase II-specific. Lineage: Eukaryota; Metazoa; Arthropoda; Insecta; Coleoptera; Tenebrionidae.
AUGUCAAUGUUGGAAUAUUCAGCACCCCAGGGACGACUUCCAUCGAAAAACGUCCACAAGUGCAGACUGUGCCCCUAUUUCACCACUUCGUUCUUCUUUAUGACGAAUCACGUCAGACGCCACCGGUCACCUUUAUGUCUGAACGCCACAAUCGAGCCUUAUUACUGCAAAGACUGCAAUUUUGAAACACAAUUAACAGUUUCAUUCAAACAACACAUCGAUAAAUAUCAUGGUUUUAAAAGUGGCGCUUUUUCGACGAUUUUCAACGUACGAAACUACGUUUGCGAGAAGUGUGAUUUCCAAACAAACCUGUCGUUGACGUUGCUUCGGCACAGUUCGUUAUGUACGGGACAGGGUUGGUAUUACUGUUCCGAAUGUCCCUACAAAACCGAAACCAAAAACUAUUUAAAACUACACACAGACAAGCGCCACUUACACAAACGCUACGCGUGCGACAAGUGUCCAUUCAUGAGUACAACGAACCGAGGUUUAAAAAACCACAUGAAUUGUAUCCAUUUAGACGAACAACACGCCAAAUGGUACGACUGUGAAAAGUGUCCGUUUAAAACUAAGCUAAAAAAGAGUCUACGGAGACACAUAAAUUCCCGGCACUUGAAGCACGAGGACGUUAGGUGGUACCCGUGUAAAAAGUGUUCAUUCAAAGCUAAGACCAAAGCAGAUUUGAAGAUACACGUAAUUCGGAAACAUUUAAACGAGGAAGAAAUCAAGUGGUACGAAUGCGAAAGUUGUCCAUUUAGAGCUAAACACGUGUCGAAUUUAAAACGUCACGUAAAUAAUCGACAUUUGGAUGACGAAGAAGUUAGGUGGUACGAAUGCAAACAGUGUCCAUUUAGAACUAAGCACGAAAAAUCGUUGAGGUCACACGUGAAUACGAGACAUUUAGACGAAGAUAAAGUCAGGUGGUACGAAUGUGGGGAUUGUGCGUUCAGAACUAAGUAUAAAAACAAUUUGGGCAUGCAUGUCACUGCGAAACACGUAGACGAAGACAAAAUUAAGUGGUACGAGUGUGGCAGUUGUCCGUUCAGGAGUAAAAAUUCGUCGCAUUUAAAACGGCAUGUAACUCGUAAACAUUCGGAGUAA